Larimichthys crocea (large yellow croaker) is the source of this 5763-nucleotide messenger RNA. It is a transcript of the gene slc16a4, whose product is annotated as solute carrier family 16 member 4. Gene Ontology annotation, molecular function: monocarboxylic acid transmembrane transporter activity. NCBI's taxonomy places the organism in Eukaryota, Metazoa, Chordata, Actinopteri, Sciaenidae. The record is from RefSeq and is a predicted model, not a curated record. Bases 1163 to 2929 code for a protein of 588 amino acids. Gene Ontology annotation, biological process: monocarboxylic acid transport; transmembrane transport. The transcript is spliced from 11 exons.
CGCACACACACACACACACACACACACACACACACACACAGCAACCAAUCUGUCAGCAUUGUUAUUUUAUUGUUGUACAAAUUAGGCAUGUGUAUCUUGUCUUUUUGCUCUGUUACUCUCAAAUCCAAGGCAGUCAUGCACAGAAUAACAACCUUUAAUAAACUUUAACUUUGUGACUUUGUGCUGCCCUCUCUGCGUUAAGUAUUCAUUAUAUUCUCCUUUGCUUAAUGUUUCGUGGAUAACCAAUUAACUCUCUUUGACAGAAGCUUGAAAAUAUUCCCAGAAAAGAAAAAGAAAAAAACAAGUUUGCAGCUUUAAUCAUUAAUUAUAAGAAGCCAGAACUGGGCCAGGUGUAUGCACGUGUAUGCAGGUAUUCAUGUACCAGGGGAGAUUUCACUCAUCCCACUCAUGAUAAAAGGAGAAAUUUCUUGCAGUGGUGUUCAGAAAGCCCUCCUAUCCUGCUGGCACAUGGUUUCCUACCUGCAUCACAGUGCAGCACGUCUUGGUGGCGCACUGGCCAGGACUCGUGUAAAGUCUGCGGUGGCUCUGGUGUUUUGACUGCAGAGCUUUUCUUUCUUUUUCUUUUUUUUUUUCCUCCCUCUGAGCCCUCGAAGAGGUUCACUGCUACGUCUCAGUCACGUGGCUCUCCUCAGUGAAGGCUUUGCUCUCUGCGGCUCUUUGGCACAGCCAGCGAUGUUGAGGCUGAAAUGUGAGAUGCAACACAGAGGGACUCGCUCAUAGAGGCAAAGUUAUGGCACGGUCAUCAUCGGAGAAAAGGGUCCCGCAGCAAAUUUUCUCUGCCAAAAAGUCCCUCACCGGUGACGAGCACGGCUUUCUGGGAUGCGCAACUCCGCAACGAGAUAUCACACAAUUACGCGUCAAGUUCAACUAAUUGAAAAUUGGGACAGAAGCUCUUCGAGGACUGGAGGAGAGCUCAGCAGUGUUGAGUUGAGUGAGGAACACGAUGCAACAGGCCUGUUUAGUGGAGAUAACAACUAGUUCACAGCUGCAUACGGUGUAACACUAAUCUUGAUGCAGCCAUAGUUACAAGUGCCCUUCGACCAACCUGAGAAUGACACUCAGACAAUAGGAUUCCUGAGUUUCUUUGUCAGAGCCUUCAGGUAUUCAACCAAAUCAGCAUAAGAGUGAAACCUAGGCAGCCAUGAAUCUGUUCAGGAAGGAUGGCAUGACAAAUAAAAAGGAGAAGGAGAAAGAGAUCCAGUAUGAGGACCCUCCAGAUGGAGGUUGGGGCUGGAUGGUGGUGCUGCAUUGCUUCCUGGUAAAUGUCCUCGUGAUGGGAACACUGAAGAGUUUUGGGAUCUUCUUCGUGGCAUUUCAAGAUGAAUUUGGAGGCUCAUCAGAGAGCAUCAGCUGGAUCGGUUCCAUCAUGUCAAGUCUGCGUCUGUCUGGAGCACCCCUUGCCUCUGUGGCCUGUGCCAAGUUAGGAGCCAGAGUGACCUCCAUUGCCGGAGCAGUGCUGGUUAGUGGAGGCUUCCUCAUAAGUAUUUUCGCCAACAGUGUUGUGUUCCUCUACAUCAGCAUGGGAGUGAUAGUUGGAAUGGGUUUUGCACUACUAUACCAAUCAUUCUCAGUAGUCACAGCGAUGUACUUCCGAAAGAAGCUAGCAACAGCGUAUGCGAUUGGGCGUUCUGGGAUGGGUUUGACCUUCGCACUUGCUCCAUUCACUCAGCUGCUCUUGGACCAAUAUGCUUGGCAAGGGGCAAUGCUAAUUCUUGGCGGCCUCAUGCUGAAUCUGGUGGCCUCUGGGAUGCUCCUGCGACCCAUCAAUGUAAAGCCGGCUGUGUCAAACCCUACCUCUUCUCCCAUCCAAAAGAGCCCUGCUGUUUCCCUCAAGAGCUCCUCAGAGAAGGAAUACACUAAGAGCUGCUUGAAUGGCUUAUCCAAUGGCAUCUCCAAAUCAGACUCAUUCCCAUCCCCUCCUCCUGCCCCUCACGAGGAUGUUGAAAAACUGGGGGGGCAGUGUACUCAGGAACUCCAGGACCAGUCUGUGAACCCUGAACUGACCAGACUGGUCCUCAAUGGUGUGAAUGGCCAUGAACCCCACCAUGACUUGGGUCAGUGUAAACCCACAAUUCAGGACAGUUCUGCAGACCUCAAUGGCAGCAUGAAUGGGUCUACCAUUGUUGGAUUUCCCUCACACGCCAGCACACCAAGUGAGAUGCCUGUUAGCAAAGCCAAAGUACUGGAUUUCUCCCUGCUAAAGGACCCAUUCUUUUGCAUCUACACUUGGUCAUUGGUCUUCAGUCAGCUGGCCUACUUUAUCCCAUAUUUCCACUUGUCUGCCCGUGCCAGAACCCUGGGCAUCGAUGCCAUGGAUGCUUCCUUUAUCAUCUCUGUGGCAGGUAUCACAGAAACUAUUGCUCAGCUAGCCUCGGGCUGGGUGACAGACAGGAACCUGUUCCAUAAAUACCACUACCACAAGGCCUACCUGAUCCUCUGUGGCCUGGUCAACCUGCUGUCCCCACUGGCCACCUCCUACAUCCUGCUGAUGGUUUACGCCGUCUUCUUUGCCAUCUUCUGUGGUGGAUACAUGGCUCUGCUGCUGCCUGUGCUAGUAGAUCUUGUGGGGUCGGAGAAACUCAAUAACUCCAUGGGCUUCUCCAUGUUCUUUGUUGGUCUGGGUUGCCUCACAGGGCCUCCUUUGGCAGGGUUCCUGUAUGACUACACUCAGACUUAUGACUGUUCUUUCUACCUGGCUGGCCUCUGUUAUUUGCUCUCCUCCCUCUCGCUGUUCAUGGAGCCACUGGCUCAGCGUUGGAAGGCCAGGAACAAACUGACUCGGGACAAGAGAGCAGAAAGCAGCUGUAAGACCAAUGGCUGUUUCACCCCUGAACGCCUACAGAAUUGCACAAAUGAAUCCCAGGGAAGGCCUUCGAUUUUGAACCAGCAUGCUAAUAACGUGGUAUAGGCCUGCAUACCUUGGACCUUGGACACUAUCUUAAAGUCUGGACCCAAGUGAACCUUAAUUUGAGCAGGGACGUAACAUGGGCCAAGGAGAAAAAGUUUAUGACCUGCCUAAGAUGUCUAAGAACAUACAGUAGUCUGGAUGUUGGUGAAGAGAUGAUUAUGUUGAAAAAGCCAAAAUUUUAGUGCUCUCCAAAAUAUUUUAUCCAAGAUUUUCUGUUCUUAUCAGAGGUACAAUACAUGCAUCCAAACUGAAGAUAAUCCCUUUCAUACAUCAUCCAGCAGAUUUUAAUAGUAGCAGUUUUGCAGCCAUAACUUAUUAUUAAACAUUUUUUCAAGUGCAACAAAACUGCGCUCGCUUUGCAGUACCUUUUUAUUGCUGGAAUCAAAAUCCCAUCUUCAGCUAUUCCUUUCUGUGAUGACUUUAAUGGAAACACAUGAAGACAUAAAUUUUCACCUGAUUCCUUUGGAAGCCUUUAUCUGUAUCUGUAAACCUGUACUCACUGAUAUGCACUUUGGGCCAAGUUGUGAUUAUGCUGCAUGACAUUUCCCCUGACCGGUAUAAAUGGUGUGCUCACAUUUCCGUGAUGUACACUCAUAUUCUCGUAUAUAUCUUUACUAUUAAUAUACUGGAGGCUUUUUUGUCAAUUACUUCAGCAUGCUUUCAUGUAGACUCACCAUUCAAACUUCAACAUGAGCUGAGAUAUCUGUGCACCUCUUCAGAUUUCUGGAUAUCAUUUAGCUUUUCUACACGUCAUUUUCUUUUCCUUUUUAAUCCCUUCAUAUUCAUUUAUACUUAUAUACUACCUUUUGUACUUAAUUAAUUGUUUUUCUUCAUCUCAUCAUUUGUCUGGAAUCGCAGUUGAAGCUUUAAACUUUUUUUCAGUGCUUUUCAGGAGUAAUGUGUGUUGUGCUGGUGACACCGAUUUCUGGCAAUGGAGCAUUCAAAGGCAGUGAGACGUUGGACUAAAAUCUCAGCACAUAACCUGACCCUUUAACUUAUUUUACUGAUUUCACAUAAAGUAACCCUUUCAUCCUUUUUUUUUUUUAAACUCUUUACAUGUCAACUGAUUUCAUCUCCUACUCUUUGACCUUAAAGUGCUUUCAGUGUCACUGCUUGGAUGAACUCUUUCACUGCUUACAGUUCACACAUUUCACUUCCAACUACGCCCCACAGUAAACACAUCUUGACAUUACAGCUGCUUUCAUCUCUCUCUUAAAGUGACUUCAGUCAGCUGCUGUCACUGAGUACACAGCAACUGACAAUUAAGAGAGUACACACUUCAACUGCGCAUCUAGUACUUAAACAGACAGGAUAACCAUGUUCAGACCCAAACACAUCCUGUCUCCUGAAUGAAAUUUCACAAUUCAACUGAUUUCAGCUGCCUUUAGCUCUAACGCUUUAACUGACACCUCAGCACUUCAAUGUUAAUCACAUUUUAAUGUGUUUUAACCCAUUUGGUGUUUGCACCUGCAGUUUUUAGUGCAAGUGAGCAUGCUUAAUACUUUUCUUUUUUAAUUGAAACCUUUUAAACACUGCAAAAAAACCACAAACUGCCUUUCUCCUUUUUGUUGAGCAGCAAUGAGAAUCCACUUUUGAAUAAUACCUUCAGAUAAGACAUUGCCUGUGAGCUAUCUAUGCAAGUGCACACCUGUCACUAACAGCUCACCGACCACCUCCUGAAAGAAGACGCCUGUUUGCUCAAGAUUUAAGUUGGCCUCCUAAAUAUUUUGAUUACAUUUGAACUGAGUGGAUAUGGAGCAGAUGAGCUCCUCUGAACAGCAGGGGUUUCUGUGUGAUUAUGUGUCAUUUUAUCAACUUUCAUGUCUGUGAAUCAUCUGACCCACUCUGUUACAAAUAUGUUUUGCCGGGGUUGCCCAUAUAAAUGUAGAUGCAUGGUGCCCCAACUGGACUUUUAGGAAACUGUUGCCCAGCCUUUACAGUGCCUGCAGGCAGCCAAUUAAUGGCAAUGCAACUUUUAAUUAUAUUGUGUUAAUAUAUGGGAGUCUGUUGAAUCCUUUUUUUAUGUAGCAGAGGUUGUUGUGUUUUCACCAGUUUGCCUUACAAGGUACUGUAUUGUAUCUUUACUAACUUUUCUGUGAUGUCAGCCAAAGACACAUUAGAAACCUACCUACAACUUGAAGUUUAUCAUUAGUAAAUAAUAAUAAUAGUUUAGAAGAUUUAUACCAUUUAAACCACUAUGACCGCACAUUAUUCAGUCAUUUCCAUGAAGCGACAGACAUGUUUUAUUAUGCUGCCCUCUUGUGGCAGAGGAAUGCUUCUACGCAAAGAAUGCUGUCUCAAUUAGUACCAAAUUAUUCCCCCUCAACUCACUUUCACAAUACUGAGCAAGGCUCUUUGUAUUGUUUCAAUAACGACAGUCAUGCACAAAAGCUCUUUUGGCUCACGAGUUGCAUUCACCACCAGUAUGCUUUUGUGAUUGAGGACCACUGAAUAUUUUGUACCAUAAUACAUUUUUCAUGGAAAGUAUUUGAUGCUUUAAAAAGGUAGAAUUUGGUUUCGGGUUAUUUGACUUGUUAGUUAUCUGGAUAUUUUAAGGAAGCAUAUGUUGGAGAAAUAUAUUACAGAAUUUUUAUGUCCCUUUGGUAAUGUCUCAAACACCACUGAUAAGGCGUUUGAUCUCAUGUUUUUGUUGCAGCAAUUGCAGUUAUGGGUAAAGCACUGUUUUGUCACUACUCUGGCUCAUAGAUUUGUGAACUGAUAGUUUAGAAAAUAUGCUUAACCAAUCAUAGAUAUCCUGUUCUGAGCCCUUAGAGUUCAUUUUUAAGCCUUGUAACAGUGCACAGUCAGCUGUAAUAAACUGAAAUGUGACUCAA